Molecule: messenger RNA, 5282 nt
Organism: Oncorhynchus mykiss (rainbow trout)
Lineage: Eukaryota; Metazoa; Chordata; Actinopteri; Salmoniformes; Salmonidae
Source: RefSeq, a predicted model, not a curated record
UUAGUUCAUUUUAGUGCUAAAGGCACCUUCUGUUUUCCAGGGACGUUAAUGCCUAGUAAAUGCAGAUUGCUUAUCUGUAAUUGCGGCCACACUGCAUGACCUAUAUACAAGCGAAACAAUUGUAGUGCUUUAAUGUGUUAAUUUCCUUUACAUUCCCAGCGCUGUCAACUUUGCGCUGUGACCACAGUGGCUCUGCUGUCGCACAGUGUUUCAUUACCCUCGACCCAUGACAAGUAAACAGUGACCAAAGUUAAAGCGCUUUGAAGAGGGCUUCCGUGACACACUGUUCCUUCACACAUGGAGGUUAGCUGAUCACAAAUCACCAAGCCGGGGACACAGAGGUGAGUAUUUGUGGAGCCACCCCCCUCUUGUGCAGCGUGUGAUCAAUCACUUCAAUAUAAGACACCAUGGAUCUCCUGAGGCCUGCUCCAGUGGCAGUGGCUGCUCUCCUCCAUUGACCUCCUCUGCUCUCGUCUCCUCUUCCUCCACCGAUACUCCCUCUCUCCAACCCUCCCCCCCUCAACGCCACCCCUCCCCCGUCCAUCCACCCAUCCUCUUGCGACCCCUCGUUGUGGCACCAUGGCGGGGGAGAAGGGACCAGCCAGGCGGAGCGCCAUGGACAUAAAGCGCCUGGCAGGGUUGAUCCAGAGGGGGGCGGGGCGCCUGCUGGUGAUUGACAGCAGGACCUUCUCGGAGUACAACGCGUCCCACAUACAGGGGGCGGUCAACGUGUGCUGCUCCAAGCUGGUGAAGCGGCGACUGCAGCAAGACAAGGUGUCCGUCACCGAGCUACUGCAGCCCAAUGGCAAGGUCAAGGUUGAGAUGGGCAGGAAACAGGAAGUGGUGAUGUACGACCAGAGUUCCAAAGAGGCGGGGCAACUAUCCAAAGACUGCUUUGUCCACAUCCUACUGGGCAAGCUGGAGGGCACCUUCCACCGAGUCUCCCUGCUCACCGGGGGCUUUGCUGCGUUCUCCUCCUGUUUCCCCGGGCUGUGUGAGGGCAAGCCAGCUUUGCCUAUGAGCAUAUCCCAGCCCUGCCUGCCUGUAGCUAACGUAGGCCCCACACGCAUCCUACCACACCUCUACCUGGGAUCGCAGAAAGACGUCCUCAACCAGGACCUGAUGGUUCAGAAUGGCAUCACGUACGUGCUGAAUGCCAGUAACACCUGUCCCAAGCCUGACUUCAUCAGCGAGAGCCACUUCAUGCGGAUCCCUGUCAACGACAACUACUGCGAGAAGCUACUGCCCUGGCUGGAGAAAACCAAUGAAUUCAUUGACAAAGCCAAGGUGUCAAACUGCAGAGUCAUUGUGCACUGCCUGGCUGGAAUCUCACGCUCGGCAACCAUCGCCAUCGCAUACAUCAUGAAGACAAUGGGCCUGUCAUCGGAUGACGCCUACAGGUUUGUGAAGGACCGGCGGCCUUCGAUAUCGCCCAACUUCAACUUCCUGGGCCAGCUGCUGGAGUUCGAGAAGGGUCUGCGGCUCCUCCAAGCGCUGUCGGAUGACAAGACCUCUGAGGGCAAAGGUCAAUCCCAGGGUUCAGAGGUCAACGGGGUCAGCACAGGUUCAGAGAUCAACGGUCAUCAUGACUUUUCAUUAGCAGAGCCCCCGACCCCUUCAGAACCCAAACUCCCCUCGCCGACCUCCCUCCAGCAGGGCUUCAACGGCCUCCACCUGUCAGCCGAGCGCAUCCUGGACACCAACCGGCUGAAGCGCUCUUUCUCCCUGGACAUCAAGUCUGUGUACUCCCCUAGCAGCCCCCACUGCCCGCGCCUGGCAGCGCCCACACACUCCGAGGAUGUGCCCAAGCUGUGUAAACUGGACAGCCCCCCUGUCAAUGGCAUCUGUCCCCAGUUCUCCCCUGCCCCGGACAGCCCUGGCUCAGCCGAGUCGCCCUUCCCCUCCCCGGGGUGCGGCGGUAGCAUCGGAGGUCUCGGCGUCGGGGGUCCCAGUGAAGGGGGCGGUCGCUCUGGAGGUCCCUCAUUGUCCAGGCCCAGGAGGAAAGCCAAGCACGGCUCUGGAUCUGGUGGAGCUGGAUCCACAAGCAACUCCCCGGUCCACUCCUACCUCCCACACCCCCAGUCCCUCAGCCUGGCUCUGGGACGCUCCCUGCCCGUCCACAAGAGCCCCAGCCUGGACGACAGCCUGAAGGGCUCCAUGCUUCUCUCCCUGCCCACCAUGGGAUCUGGGACCAUGUGGACCAAACACAGAGACACAGUCCAGGCGACCACCCCAGUCACCCCUACCACCGACACCCCCUGGUACUUUGGGGCAGAAGAGGUAGGGGAAGGAGGGAUGGAACUCGGAGGCGGCAGUGGAGGAGGGGUGGAAGUGCGAUUCGGAAGCAGCUCAGCGUACGUGGCGUUCGGGUGUAGCGAAGGGGUGCGGCUACGGGAGAAAGUGCCGCGGGACAAAACGGCGUCGUCGUCAGCGUCGUCAUCAUCCUCGACGACCGUUGCUAACGGGACGGGCUCCAACAGCAACGACAAGCAGUUCAAGCGGCGCAGCUGUCAGAUGGAGUUUGAGGAGGGCAUCUCCGAGACACGUUCCCGGGAGGAGUUAGGGAAGAUUGGGAAGCAGUCUAGCUUCUCCGGGAGCGUGGAGAUCAUCGAGGUAUCUUGACAAACCGGACUCCGGACCACAACCUGCUCGCCCAGGGAGGGGGGCAAAUGGACCUGAGGGGGGAGGACAUGGGGGGGUGAUUUAUAAUCCCUACGCAGACCGUGUUAAAGACUCAAACUCUGAGAAGACAAACAAAUGGACAGAGAGUUUUUGUGACGAGACAUGAGGUUCAACUGUCAAUUUACUACUACUGUACAUCUACAGUACUACCAAACAAAGCUCUAAAGAGAGAAACUCUGGGGAAGAUGGAGGCUGUGGGGCCUGACACUGAACUAUGAACUAUUUCCUCUGUAUGGUGUCAGCUAGACAAAAAGGGACCCUGGGGCAAGUCACAAAGGGCUCCCUAUCCCCCAUAUAGUGCACUACUUUUGAACAAAUGUCACCAAAAGUAUAGCACUAGUUAGGUUAUAGGGUGUCAUUUGAGACGUAUAGCCAAGCGGUUUCCUCCUAAAGCUUGACUUCAGCCCCAGUGAACCCCAGCAUGGCUCAGUCUGCCCCACCAUUCAUUAAAAAGACUGAAAGCGCUACGUACCCCAGAAACACAGCACAUCACACUGCAGUGAGAUACCAUUCAGUGUCUACUAAGUGACUAUACCGGUGAUACUGCAUCAAAACAAUGAAGGAUCCUCCAUGUUGGCGUGUCAGCCCAGCAUGGUCCACGAGGACUCAUAGUGACCGAUAAAGACUGACAGUGUAUUUUCCCCACAAUCCUCUUCUGCUCCCUUGUUUCCAGUGUUAAACGGUGUGACGUGACUGAGGUUUGGGGCGGUGGGGAGGGGAGGGGAGGGGUUAGGUCUAAGUUACGACCUCCCUGUAGUGGCGUUCUGUACACGCAUGUCUCCCUCCACACACCCCACCCCCCUAUGUAUACCCCCCCACCCAUGCCCCCCCUUCUCCCAGCCUCUACUGAGCAUGCUCCAGAGUGGCUGGCCGACAGACAGACAAAUACUAUAUGAAUAUAUAUAGCAAUUUUAAUGGACUUUUAAUCAACAUUUUUUUUCUCAUAGUUUUAAUUUAUUUUAUCUGUUCAUUCUGGUAAUGAGAAAUAAUCAUGUUUUGUGGACUUUUUCCUUUGUUAAUCUCAGUUUUUGUUGAAUGGUAUUUAUGAAACACAUACACAUGCAACAACACACACACAACUACAAGCAAGCAAUAUGUGAUGUUCAUUAUUUGGAGGGAGAGUGAUGUAUUUUGGGUUUCAUCUGACAUUAAUAUGCACUUUUCUGUCACUCUCUUCAAAAAACAAGUAUCCCAUCCACUUCCUAAGGGUACCAACACGCUCUAACCCCUGGUGAUAUAACCAGACGCGUGGUAUGGUGAAAAACAGUCAUCUGAGGGGUUUCUAGCUACUUCCCUAUGAGCACAACACGUUUGAAAGACAUUGAAAAGACGUACAAAACAUGUAUUUUGGCUUGUAAAGACAUUGAGAAGACGCUGAAAUACAUAUUUUCCACGUCUUGUGCUCACUGUGUCGACUCUUCAGUUGUGUGUAUUUAUGACGUUAUUUUUUUGGGGUGAUCGUGGGCUCCUACAGUUAUUAGGGUUAUCUACUGGGAGACUGUUCGUGUGAGGAGACUGAAGAACCUUAUUAAACCCUGUGCUCUUCUAAAGAGCAGCAUUAUUGUAGGAAGGACUGUUGAUUUCUCGAGGGCUAAGGACAACAACUACUGGUAUAUGCAAGUAGAUCCACACAUUUUGACAAUAUUAGAGACAUCCACCUAAGAGUGCUAGACUCAUUCUGUUGGUUAGUUUCCACACAGACAGACAGACAGACACACACACACACACACACACACACACACACACACACACACACACACACACACACACACACACACACACACACACACACACACACACACAGGAUUAAUUACACAGUUUUGGGAUGUGAGAGGAGCCCAAAGCUGAAACAAACCCCCUCCACACACACGAAGAUACACCGCCACCUUUCGUUUGUUCUCAGGGGAUCUUUCAGUGAGCCAAGCCCGGAGCAGGAUACACAGCUGCUGGCACAUCAGCACAAUGCAUGUCCCCCUCACUCCCUCGCUCUCUCUCUAUCGCGCUCACUCUUGUUUUCCAAAGGUAUGAUAAAAAAAACAAAAUGGAAGGGAUGAAACUCGAAUGGAUUUGUUGUGAUUCAGAGGUGAAUGAAUGAAUGCUAUUGCUCUCCUGGUGCGAGAUUGUCUAUUUAUUUAUGAUGUACGUAUAUGUGUUUCUUUUCUUUUUCUUCGGUUAUCUUUUCUCUAUGGCGAACUUUGACCUUUGACCUAUACCUUUGUGCUGCUGUAAGGUCAGACCUGGAUUUCCUGUGUUCAGUUCUCUUCCUAGCCUUUCCUUCUACUCUCUCUAUUUUUUAAAAGAUGCUAUAAUUAUUUUAAAACAUGUUAAGAGAAGAUGCAGGCUGUCCCGAUUGCUAUAAUUGUUGGUAUUGAUGUAUUAUUAUUAUUAUUAUUAUUAUUAUAUAAUUAUUAUUAUGUUGUGUAAAUAGCAACGUAUCUAAGAACAUUGAUGAGUUUAGGUAAGUUUUGAAAAGAAAAUCCUGAUACCUUAGGCUGCUUGACGCAAAAUACCUCAGGUUCCAUUGAAAGGCUUUUCCUUCCCCUGUACCUGUUUUGUGAAAAUGAGACAAAAAUGCAAACAUUACAAAAAUAUGAACUGUU